AUGUUUGAUUGGCAAAUAUCCUGUCUUAGUAAUUCAAAUGUGUUGUUAGACUAUCGCAAUUUGGUUUAUUCUGCGCCUACAUCUGCAGGAAAAACUUUAGUGGCAGAAAUUCUUACAAUAAAAACAAUUUUGGAGCGCCAGAAAAAGGUACUUAUAAUUUUGCCUUUUGUAUCUAUUGUAAGGGAAAAAAUGUUUUACUUGCAAGAUAUACUUUCUAGUUCUGGGAUAAGAGUAGAGGGUUUUAUGGGCUCACAAUCACCACCUGGUGGAUUGCAAGCUGUCCAUGUGGCUAUUUGUACUAUAGAAAAAGCAAACAGUUUAGUUAAUCGACUUCUCGAUGAAGGUAAUAUAACAGAAUUAGGUGCCGUAGUUGUUGAUGAAUUACAUCUAUUGGGUGAUUCAAGUCGUGGAUAUAUACUGGAGCUUCUUCUAACUAAAAUUAAGUAUAUGUUAUUAAAAACAUGUGACUUUAAAAUUCAAAUUAUUGGAAUGUCUGCUACUUUACCAAAUUUGGAGGUGCUAGCAGCUUGGUUGGAUGCCGAAUUAUUUGUUACGGAUUUUCGGCCAAUCCCCCUAGAGGAGUAUUGUUUAGUUGGAAAUAAAUUUUAUGAUAAAAAAGGAAAAUAUUUAAGACCAAUAGAUGUGAACAUUUGUGGUGCUGAAAAAGAAAAUGAAAGUGUAUUGAAUAUAUGCUUGGAUACAAUAAGGGAUGGAUGUUCGGUUUUAAUAUUUUGCAUGACAAAAAAUAGGUGUGAAAACCUAGCACAAGGUAUUGCUUCUUCUUUUUAUAAAUUGGGAACUACAGAAAGUGAAAUGGGUAGCAUUUUACGAACUCAGUUAAAGUCUGAAAGUAUUGCAGAAGUUUUGGAACAACUGAAAAAUUGUCCAGUUGGAUUAGACAACAUUCUCAAAAAUAUUGUGUCAUUUGGAGUUGCUUACCACCAUGCUGGUCUUACUUUUGAUGAAAGAGAUAUCAUUGAAGGUGCAUUUAAAUCUGGUGCUAUUAGGAUUCUAGUAGCAACAUCAACAUUAAGUUCUGGUGUUAAUUUACCUGCCAGAAAAGUUAUAAUAAGAUCACCUGUAUUCCAAAGACAGCCAAUAAAUAUUUUAACAUAUAAGCAAAUGAUAGGUAGAGCUGGAAGAAUGGGAAGAGAUAUAAAAGGGGAAAGCAUACUGAUCUGUACAGAAAAUGAGAAAAAAAUAGGUCUAGAAUUAAUGUCAGGUAUUUUAAAUCCCGUCAAAAGCUGUAUUGAAAGUGAAGAUAAAUAUAUGAGGGCUGUACUAGAAAUUAUUGCAAGUCAAGUAACAUGUACACUAGUGGAUUUGGAGCUAUUUUCUAAAUGUUCAUUAUUAUUUAAACAAGGAGAAAAGUCUUCAUCACAAUUGUUAUUACUUGAGAAUACUCUGGAUCAAUUAAAAAAUUAUGAACUAAUUAGACUGCAAAAUUAUGAAAAUGAGGUUUAUUAUGUGGCAACUUCCUUAGGGAAAGCUUGCUUGUCAUCAUCUAUGGCUCCUAAUGAUGGAUUAUCACUUUUCUGUGAACUGCAACGAGCACGUCAAUGUAUAGUGUUAGAAAAUGAUCUUCAUCUUAUAUACUUAGUUACACCUUAUAGUGUUAGCAAUCAAUGGAAUGACAUAGACUGGUUGCAUUUAUUAACAUUAUGGGAAUCCUUAACAAAGUCCAUGAAAAAAGUCGGAGAAUUAGUUGGGGUUCAAGAAAGUUUUAUAAUUCAAUGCUUGAGAGGAAGUAAUAAGUCAAAAGUAAAUCAGGCGAAAUUAAAUAUUCAUAAAAGGUUUUAUACUGCAUUAGCCUUGCAAGACUUGGUUAAUGAAAUACCUCUCUCAGAAGUUGCUGGAAAAUUUCAAUGUGCUAGAGGUUUUUUGCAGGGAUUACAACAAGCAGCUGCAACAUUUGCAGGUAUGGUGACAGCAUUUUGCCAUCAACUGGGCUGGAAGAAUUUAGAAUUGUUAAUAUCCCAAUUUCAGGAUCGUCUGUACUUUGGAAUACAUUCAGAAUUAAUAGAAUUGAUGAAAUUAUCAUCUUUAAAUGGAGUAAGAGCCAGAGCUUUGUUUGAUAGGGGAUUUGAAACAAUUUCAAGCAUUGCAUCUGCAGAUGUGAACACUAUUGAAAACAUCCUACUUAAAGCUGUCCCAUUUCAAAGUGAAAAAGAAAGAGAUGGCGACGAUGAAAUAGAUUUAAGGAAACGUAAUAAGAUUAAAAAUAUUUGGAUUACUGGUAAUUGUGGUGUGACUGCAAAGGAGGCGGCGCAAAAUUUAAUUCGUGAAGCAAGAAAAUAUUUAGAACAAGAGAUUGGCGUAACAGAAAUAAAUUGGAAAAAUAUUGAGAUCAAAAGCACAUGCAAUGAUUUGAACUUAAAUUCAGGUUACAAAUCUCCGGUUAAUGCGAAGGAAGAACAUUAUAGAGAAAGUAGUUUUUGUAAUAAUAUUUUAAAUAAUGAAAGAAAAGAAACAUUAUUAAAGAAAGAAGAUACUUUCAAUCAAGAUAAAAUGAUCAUCGAAAAUGUAACUAAUGGAAAAGAUAAGGAAAAUGUUAUCUGCAUUGAAAAUGGAAGUAGGUUAGUCAGUUAUGAGAAUAAAAAGAAUGAAGUAAAUAUAAAUAGCUGUGAAUGUAAAGAUCUUACUAAUGAGUGUAUUGAUUCUUUGAAUGAGAAGUACAAAGAAAACAAAGCUAUUGAAAUAAAAGACAGCCCUAUGAUUCAUAACACUUUUAAAAGUGUAAGUGAUAGCCCUUCUAUACUAAAAAAUGAUGACAUUGUAUGGGAGUCCCUUAAUUUUACCACAGCAUUAGAUAAUAUUUCAAAAAAUCGUGCUUUAGCUAAAAUAGAGUCUCCUGACAUAAGUUUUGGUGAUAAUCAACUUAGUUUUAGUUAUUUUGAUAAUGUUACUAACAAAAACUUGAAAAAUACAUCUGUUAAAGAUAUUAGUCUAUUUUCAUCUGAUGGAAAUAAUUCUAGUUUGUUUGAUGAAACUUUGCCGGUUGACCUUUUGCCAAAUACAAUUAUUUGCGGAAAAGAGGAACAGUUGCAGAAUUCUAAAACAAAUAAUUUGACCAAUAAUGUUACAAUUGAUUCACAAUCUAUAUUAAAUGCAUUUACAUCAUCUCUCAAAGAAAUUGAAGAUGAUGAUGAUAUUAUAUUAGUAUAUGAAGAAGAUAAAAAACCUGUUACGUUUAGUAUGUCUCAAGAAUUUGAAGUUAUGAAUACGCAAGAAAUUAAAGCUGGGGACACCUUAUAUAAUAGUCCUCUUAAACGACAAAGGGAGAUAAAUAUUCAUCAAACACUUCAACCAUUAACAAAGAAAGCAAAAAUACCCUCGAAACCUAUUUCUCAUAUAAUCCCGCUGAAAUGUAAACAAUCAAAAAAUACUAUUAUAGGAAUUAAAGAACAACUUAUUUUUUGUUAUAUUUUAAGAGAAAUUGAUUUAAUCGAAUAUUUAGAUAUAAUCACGAGUAAAGGCGAGGUAUCUUUAUAUUUAGACCUAAGGCCUCCAAAAGUUUCUAAUGAAGUUAUAGGAAGUAACUUCUUUGAAAAACCUCAAAGCGAGAAUAAACAGAAAGUAUCAAAUGCGAAAGACCUAAUUAAAGGUAUUGCGAUUUGUUUAAGUGAAAAGCUGUGUGUUUACUUAGAUUUUACUUCUGUAUAUGAUAAAUUAACACAGGUUAAAGAAAAAUUUCGACAGUGGUUGAAAACAGAAUCAUUAAACUUGAAGAUUUUAUCAUUGAAGACCGAUUAUGUGCACUUGAAACACAGUUUUGGUAUAAAUAUAUCUUCUGAUUGUAUGGAUUUAUCAUUAUCAGAAUGGCUCAUUCACAGUGAUGAAAAAAUACCUGAUAUUAAUUUCUUGACAAAAAAGUACUGUGACAUCAACUUGUCUACCGUGUCCUUGAAGACUGGCGAUGAGGAAAUAACAUUUCAAAGUUUAGAUAGUACCGACAAGAAGUUAUUUAAAGCUUGGUGCGUGUGGUGCGUCGCUGAAAAGCAAAGAAAAUUUUUACUGGAACAAUACAAAGGCGCAAUUGAUGUGGCAAAUAUUGAAACGCAUGUAUCGAAAAUUCUAGCGAAUUGCGAGUACCACGGCCUCGUCGUUGAUAGAGAACUAGCGUCAAAACUUUUGAUCGAUGUGAAAAAUUCACAAGAAAUCCUGCAAAAGAAAGCAUAUAAAUUAUGUGGAUACCAUUUCAAUUUCAACUCCUCGAAGGACGUGGCGAAGGUGUUAGGAAUAUACAGAGGUAGAAAAGUGAGUACCAAGAAAAGCGUGCUCGCGGCACACAACAGUCAAAUGGCGAGUAUUGUUAUAUACUGGAGGAAAUUAAAUGCAAUAUUGACAAAAACGCUGUAUCCUCUAACCGAGAAAGCUACCGUUUACAGUAAAGAUAACAGAAUAAACCCCUCAUACACAAUGCACACUUGCACCGGUCGUAUAACUAUGCGCGAGCCAAAUCUGCAAAAUGUCCCCAGAACAUUCUCCAUUCCCGUUAAAUAUCUAACGUUGACAAGCGAAAAUGACAGCUGUUCAGAUGUGAUAGAGUUCAACUGUAGGAACGUAUUCAAAGCGGCGCCGGGCUGCGUUUUUGUUUCGGCUGAUUAUUGUCAGUUGGAAAUGAGGAUUCUCACACAUUACAGCUGUGACCCUGUUUUGACAAAGAUUAUGAAGUCCAAUGUUGACGUUUUCAAAGCUAUAGCGGCUUCAUGGAGUUGCGUGCCAGAGGAAGAGGUUGAUGACGACCUUCGUCUAAAAGCAAAACAACUUUGUUACGGAAUCUUAUACGGAAUGGGUAAUAAAACACUGAGUCAACAUUUAGACGUAACGGAAUCAGAGGCAGCCGUUUUCAUGGACUCCUUCUAUAAAACAUACCCGUCAAUAAAGGUGUUUACACAAUCGAUCAUAGACGCUUGCAGAAAACAAGGUUAUGUCGAAACGCUCAAGAAACGCCGGAGAUAUUUGUCCGAUAUAAAUAGUAAUUUAGUUUUUAAGAGAAGUGCAGCCGAGCGACAGGCAGUCAACACCACAAUUCAGGGCUCCGCGGCGGACAUUGCUAAAGCCGCUAUGUGCGCUGUAGAUAAGAAAAUCGACCACUACGACUUUAAACCUCGUCUCAUUUUACAAAUGCACGAUGAGCUGAUAUACGAAUUGCCUGAAAGAGACAGCAUACAGUUUGCCAAAGUUUUGAAGCAAGUGAUGGAGGACACGGUAUCUUUGAAAGUACCUUUGCCUGUCAAAAUGAAAUCAGGAUAUUCGUGGGGUAGUUUGAAGGAGAUCAAUGUAAUGUAA
This is a messenger RNA of Parnassius apollo (apollo), 5292 nucleotides long. Lineage: Eukaryota; Metazoa; Arthropoda; Insecta; Lepidoptera; Papilionidae. The record is from the annotation of a GenBank genome assembly.